AGCGGCUGACUGCAGCCCAGACAAUAGAAAUAAUAUGGCUGGUUGUACCUGAGAGCUUCGCGGAGCCGCUUCUUUAACCGUAAUUAAUGGUGUACCGAACCCGAGCUGCGGAGCUGAUUGGACCGGACCCGCUCAGCCGCUGAUGGAGCACAUCCGACUGCCGAAGAGUGUGUCUGAUGUAUCCGUGUCCUCCCUGCAGGUGGAGAAUGUCCGGCUGCUGGACAGAGUGUCCCCCAGAAGGAGCAGGGUGGGCACCCUCUACCUGACGGCCACCCACAGCAUCUUCGUGGAGAGCGAGACUGGAGGCCGCAGUGAAACAUGGGUGCUCCACGGUUUGGUGUGCAGCGUGGACAAACAGGCUGCCAGCGCCUCAGGGUGUCCUCUGCUGAUCCGCUGCAAGAACUUCCAGAUUCUUCACUUCAACAUUCCUAGAGAGCAGGACUGUCAGGACGUCCACCUGUCCCUGCAGCGGCUCUCCCAGCCCGAGCGCUACGAGGAACUGUACUGCUUCUCCUACCAGCCCAACGUCGACGAGGAGGCGAGGCGGCGGGAGUGGACCUUCGUUGACCUCAAGGCCGACUUCAGCCGGAUGGGACUCCCGAACGCCCAGUGGAAACUCUCCCCGGUCAACCAACACCAUAAGGUGAGCGACACUUACCCCGCCGAGCUGUUUGUACCCGACUCCGCCGCGCCCCCGGUGCUGGUGGGCAGCUCCAAGUUCAGAAGCAGAGGCCGAUUCCCCGCCCUGUCCUAUUACUCCAAAGAAAACCAUGCUGCCAUCUGCCGCAGCAGCCAGCCCCUGUCGGGUUUCAGCGCUCGCUGCCUGGAGGACGAGCAGAUGCUGGAGGCCAUCUUGAGGUCCAAUCCCCGCAGCGACUUCAUGUAUGUGGUGGACACCAGGCCCAAGGACUUCCUGGUUGUGCGCAAGGUUUCCUGUGACAUGGAGGCUGAAAUGAACCGGUGUGGGUGCCCGUGUGUGUGUGUUGUCUUGUCUCUUCAGUUGAACGCGAUCGCGAACAGGGCGGCAGGAAAAGGCUACGAGAACGAAGACAACUACUCCAACAUAAAGUUCCAGUUCAUGGGGAUCGAGAACAUCCACGUCAUGAGGAACAGCCAGCAGAAAAUGCUGGAAGUGUGCGAGCUUCGUUCUCCCUCCAUGUCUGACUUCCUGGAGGGCUUGGAGAGCUCAGGCUGGCUGAAGCACAUCAAAGCUGUUCUGGAUACCGGCGUCUUCAUCGCCAAGGCUGUUGCAGAAGGCAUCAGUGUCCUGGUCCACUGUUCAGACGGGUGGGACCGCACAGCCCAGGUGUGUUCAGUGGCCUGCGUGCUGCUGGAUCCCUACUACAGGACCCUGAAAGGACUCAUGGUCCUCAUUGAAAAAGACUGGGUCUCAUUUGGACACAAGUUCACUCAAAGAUGCAACCAGUUGGCGGGAGACCCAAAAGAGGUGUCUCCGAUUGUCGAUCAGUUCCUGGAGUGCGUGUGGCAGCUGAUGGAGCAGUUCCCCUGCGCCUUCGAAUACAACGAGAAUCUCCUGAUCACGAUUCACAGCCACAUCUACUCCUGCCAGUUCGGGAACUUCAUCGGCAACAACCAGCGGGAGAGGAGAGAGCUCCGUGUUCACGAAAAGACUCACUCUUUGUGGAGUUACCUUUGGACGAACCGCGCAGAGUUCAUCAACCCCCUGUACAGACAGAACCACAGCCAGUCUCAAGGACUCCUCCGACCGUCUACCGCCCCCUACUGCUUUAAAUUUUGGAGAGGGCUGUACAACCGGUUUGACCGCGGGAUGCACCCCCGACAGUCGGUGGAGGAUUAUUUGAGGGUCAUCCGGGAGGAGACGCAGCAGCUGGAGGAGCAGCUGGAUUCCCACAAGCAGAAAAUAGCCGAGCUGGAGCAGGAACAGGAGUGGAGCCACGUCCACAAAGCUGCCGUGUUUGAUCAGAGCUUGACGGCGCGGGCCCUCGGGAAGAACCUCGAUCUGGCCAACACUCCUCAAGACUACACCGGCGGCCUCCUCGCCGGCACUCCCGUGGCGGCGGACGGCCCGCUGAUCCUCGCGCCGCAGGAUCCCGACCAGACGGCGGACCCCAACCUCUCCAACGGCAGCGACCCGGAGUCCGGGAUCGCAGACGUGAGCUGCCGCUCCCCCCUCAGCGAGGACAGCGCCAGGGACCCGGACUCGGACGAGGCGGCCUACUCGGCCGCCUGAGCAAAAACGCAGCAAACGCCCCGGGGUUUGAAAACAUCACUCCGACAAACGGCUGCGCGUCCAACUUUCGUUUUUAGUUUACAGUGAUUCUGGGCAGCGCCUGGUUUCCCACAAUCCCGAAGCUGUAGCUGACUCCCGUUUUUUUGUAGUGUACAGAAAAGGAAAAGUACAUCGCUGAAUAUUUUUAAGCUGUCUAAUCUGAUCUUCCACGAAGGCGUAAUAAUUAAGAUCGACUUACAGAGACUAAAGGAAGCCAUAUGAACGUCCAUGCCUGUUUGUAGAAUGCGAUCGUCCAGAAAGUUUAACUACAAAGUGUUUAUGCCCCUUUCACCUUUUCCCAUUUUGUCACAUUACAACCGCAAACUUCAGUCGAGGUUUCAUUUGAUAAACCAAAGUGGAAGUUGGUUUUUUUUGUGUUUGUUUACAGAUUGAAAUAUUUGGCUGAACUUUUUUCUGAAAAGUAGCUCAAGCGUAGUCAGGUUGGACGAACAGCAUCUGUGAACGAAAACGUCCCACAAAAGUCUUCCCGCAAAUACUGAAUUUAUGUCUGGGCUUUGACUAGGCCAUUCGAUCUCAUAAAUAUGCUUUUACUUUAUGUUCAGGGUUUUCGUCAUGCUGGAAGUUAAACCUCCUCCGCAGGUUUUAGCCUUAUCCGUCUUCCCCUCGGUUUUUUUUUCCCCAUCAGAGAAAAGCGUGCCCACGGCAUGACGCUACGACUACCGCUACAUUUCGCUCUGUAUUCAUUUUCAAUGCGUCAAAGUUCAGAGCGGGAACCUGGCAGAAUCCGAAUAAACUCCAGAUGAACGACGCGUUUGCAGGGAUCCGUCCACCGGCACCAGAGGAACAAACCGCACCUGAUUUGUUCCCACGCGAAAUCAGAAACGCAGUCAGACGGAGAAGAGACUCGAACUGAAUCUGAAUCGGCAACAAACGUGUUUUGUUGAUGCUGUGAAACAUCCAUUGUUGUUUGUGUGGCACAUUGUUCUCAUUAAUGUUGCUGUGCGUCCUACACCUGAGGCUUCUAGCUUCGCCUGGAGAGCAAUAGUUGUCUUGUUGAAUAUUUAUUAUUUAAUGAAUGUCAGAGAUAUUACAGGACCACGGCGGCUGAGUGGAGGAAGUGAUGGGAGCACGUGAACACAAACAUAUUGCUUCCUUUAGAUUAGUAAUUCACCUUACAAAGUAUUUUUUCUACUAUAGACACUAUUAAACUAUUUGUUUUAAAUCUGCUGUAUUUUUAAGUGUGGAUCAUAUAUUACUGUGCAAUUAUACGAUGAAACAAGAGAUGAUAAACCAAUGCAUGGCAGCAUAUUUUUGUACUAUGACCUAUUAUUUUUGUUAUAGUUUUAUGUUAAAUGCCUGUUGUUGUUUUGUUUUUUUUAUUUGUUUUUUUUGUCAGUGGAACAAAAGUAUCAGUCGAAUUGAAUGUUGCAUUUAUUUAUAUACCUAUAUAUUUAAAAAAAAGCUUUACAGAUUUUCACCAGUGGUUUUAUUGGUUCGGGUAAGCAAAAACCAACUACAACUGCUAUAAAUGUAAUGGUAUGGAAACAUCGUGUGAAAUAAAUAUAACAUUAUACGUA
Messenger RNA from Xiphophorus couchianus (Monterrey platyfish), 3789 nucleotides. RefSeq names its product myotubularin related protein 7a (gene mtmr7a). Lineage: Eukaryota; Metazoa; Chordata; Actinopteri; Cyprinodontiformes; Poeciliidae. Gene Ontology annotation, cellular component: cytoplasm. The coding region runs from base 143 to 2212 and encodes 689 amino acids. Gene Ontology annotation, biological process: phosphatidylinositol dephosphorylation. Gene Ontology annotation, molecular function: phosphatidylinositol-3-phosphate phosphatase activity; phosphatidylinositol-3,5-bisphosphate phosphatase activity. The transcript is spliced from 14 exons. The record is from RefSeq and is a predicted model, not a curated record.